AUGCCCUCCACCAGCCGAAAGAAAUACAUCAUCCCCCGUCCCCGCAACCUCUACAACUUCACCAUCGCCCUCUUCGUCGCCGUCGGAUCUCUUUGCUAUGGCUACGCCUCCUCCAUCUCCGCCGCCUUGAUCGGCCAAGCAUCAUUCUACGAUUCAAUGAACCUCGUUCAGGGCACACCGCACACGAACGACAUUCUUGGCGCUAUCAACGGCGUCUACGCUGCUGGAGGCGCCGUGGGAUGCGUGUUCAACAUCUGGUCUUCUGACCAUUUCGGCCGGAAACGUAGCUUGCAGCUGGGGUGUGUGAUCUGCCUCGUCGGAGCGGGGAUCAUGACGGGUUCGGUGAACAUCUCGAUGUUCAUCGUCAGUCGGUUCAUCAUAGGCUUUGGAAUUGGAGUUUUGGUGACGCUUGUGCCCUUGUACCAAAGCGAAGUGAGCCCACCUGAAUCCCGCGGCUUGAUGGUUGGGUUGCACGGGGUGUUGAUCGGCUUCUCGUAUGCCAUGACCGGGUUUGUGACAUAUGGCUGCUAUUUCGCGCCAUACGGAGAGUUCCAGUGGCGAUUUCCAUUGGCGGUGCAGUUAAUUCCGACUGUGAUUCUGCUCGUCGGAUCGUACUGGUUGCCGUUCUCGCCGCGGUGGUUGUUGAGCCAGGACAGGGGUGAGGAGGCAUGGGAGGUUACGUGGAGGUUGCAUGCGAACGAGAAGGAUCCCGGAGAUGGAUAUGCGAGAGCCGAGUUCCGACAGAUGCAGACGCAAAUCGAGGCGGAGAGAAGAAUGGGUGUGACUGGAACCUUGGCCAAGGUGAAGCUGGGCUUUGGGCAGGCAAGCUUUCGGAAGAGGUUGGCAUUGGGAUUUCUCGUGCAAUUUGGCAAUCAGUGUACAGCAGGGGCUCUGGUCAUCGCCAACUACCUGACCCAGAUCCUGUCGCGUCUUGGAAUUACUGGAGGCACGCCGUUGCUCCUGAUCGGAUGCUUCAAUCUUGUCACCGUACCUGGCAACCUGUGCAACGGCCUCUUCGUAGAUCGCUUCGGGCGUCGCAACUUUGUCUUGGUAGGCUGCGCCGGGAUACUGCUAUGCCUCUCAGGAGAAGCAGCGAUGACAGCGCGAUUCGUCGAAACAGGCUCCGGCAACGGAGUCGGACUUGGCUUUGGAGUCUUUUUCAUUUUCCUCCAAGCGGCCUUCUAUUCGAGUUGCCUCGAUGCGACCAUGUAUUUGAUCCCAUCGGAGAUCUUUCCAAUGGUCAUCCGAGGCUUUGGUGUCUCAUUCUCCAUCAUGGCCCAAUGGAUCGCCACAGCAAUCCUGCUCACAGCUGCACCAGUAGCGUUCGAGAAAAUUGGCUACAAGUUCUGGAUCAUUCUCAUCUGCCUGACCGUUGUCUAUGCAGUGCUCGUGUACUUGUAUCUGCCAGAGACUAAGGAAUUGACUCUCGAAGAUAUUUCAAUCUUGUUCGGCGAUCCAGUCGAGCUGAGCUUUGAGCAAGCAUUGAAUGACGAAGGGAAGCUGGGAUCGGAAGUGAAGGAGCGACCAGGGCACGUGGAGAUCGUGGGUGACAAAGUGUGAGGAGAGCGAUAGAUUGCGUGGCCGAGUUUGCCCAAUUAUCUUCAUCCGGUGUG
Molecule: messenger RNA, 1613 nt
Organism: Zymoseptoria tritici IPO323
Lineage: Eukaryota; Fungi; Ascomycota; Dothideomycetes; Mycosphaerellales; Mycosphaerellaceae
Exons: 4
Coding region: 1-1560 (519 amino acids)
Biological process (GO): transmembrane transport; carbohydrate transport
Cellular component (GO): membrane
Molecular function (GO): carbohydrate:proton symporter activity
Source: RefSeq, a predicted model, not a curated record